This is a messenger RNA of Abrus precatorius (Indian licorice), 1782 nucleotides long. RefSeq names its product protein POLLEN DEFECTIVE IN GUIDANCE 1-like. Gene Ontology annotation, biological process: maintenance of protein localization in endoplasmic reticulum. The record is from RefSeq and is a predicted model, not a curated record. The coding region runs from base 33 to 1673 and encodes 546 amino acids. NCBI's taxonomy places the organism in Eukaryota, Viridiplantae, Streptophyta, Magnoliopsida, Fabales, Fabaceae. The transcript is spliced from 11 exons. Gene Ontology annotation, cellular component: endoplasmic reticulum membrane.
CCAAGUUUCAACUUCCAAUCCGAGAAGUCAACAUGAGACAUAGCAGCGCGGUGCGUUCAGAGCAACCGCCGCAAUCCCAACCUUCACCUUCAGUUUCACUCCCUCACCGGAAGAAGAAGCGCAAGCGCAGAUCCACCGCCUCUUCCACCUCCGUUUCCUCCGAAACCACCUUGGUCAAUGGCCCUCAAAAUCACUUCCAUCUCACUUCUCACACACAUUUCGCCGCUCUUGUUUGCCACCAGAAACCUAAACCGGGACAGAAUACGGCGACUGUUGACGCCGACGGUUUUAGUUUUGGGGAGCUAAGGCAGAGAAGCGUGAACGGCGUUGGAAAUUCGGCGGUUACGACCGUUGACAACGGUUACGGCAUGGAAGUUAGUUCGGUUAGUGAUGUAACGCUAGAAUCGUUGAAGUUGAAGAGUGUCUUGGCAGAAGAUUCGAUUUCUAAGAAGUCACCUGUAACGUACUUCCUGGAUAAAGUGUACCAUGGAAAUUCUGUAUGGAGCACAACAACUAUUGGGAAUGAAAAAGGACGAGAAAGAGUUUACGACACUAUCUUCCGCUUGCCAUGGAGAUGUGAAUUGCUUAUAGAUGUUGGUUUCUUUGUCUGCUUCAAUUCAUUUCUGUCAUUAUUAACCAUCAUGCCAACAAGGAUAGCAAUGACCAUUUGGAGGCUUCUGAAAACAAGGAAGUUCAAGAGGCCGUCUACAGUUGAGUUGUCAGAUUUUGGCUGUUUUCUUAUUAUGGCUUGUGGAGUCACUGUUUUGUUGCAAAUAGAUAUCAGCUUAAUAUAUCAUAUGAUUCGUGGUCAAGCAACAAUCAAAUUGUAUGUGAUCUACAAUGUGUUAGAGAUAUUUGAUAAAUUAUGUCAAGGUUUUAUUGGAGAUGUACUGCAAAUGUUAUUGCAUUCAGCAGAAGGACUUGCAAAAUGUCCCCCUGAAACAGAGAGUAUGAGAUUCUGGACAUGGAGAUUUAUUUCUGACCAAGUUUUAGCUGUUGUUACUUCAAUUGUUCAUUCAUUUAUCUUAUUAGUUCAGGCAAUCACUUUAUCAGCCUGUAUUGUUUCUCACUACAAUGCCCUGCCAGCUUUGCUAGUGUCAAAUAACUUUUCUGAGAUCAAAAGCUACGUGUUUAAGGGUUAUAGUAAGGAUAAUGUUCACAGUAUGGUGUACUAUGAUUCCAUAGAGAGAUUCCACAUCUCAGCAUUUAUUUUAUUUGUUUUGGCACAAAAUAUUCUGGAGGCAGAAGGAUCCUGGUUUGGAAGCUUUACCAUUAAUAUCCUCUUGAUUUAUCUAUUUGAAAUGGCUAUAGAUGUGAUCAAGCAUUCAUUCAUUGCCAAAUUUAACAACAUUACGCCCAUUGCAUAUUCUGAGUUUCUUGAAGUCCUAUGUAAACAGACCCUACAUAUGCAAACUGAGGGUGCAAAGAAAAACUUGACAUUUGUCCCUCUUGCUCCAGCAUGUGUGGUCAUUCGAGUUCUGACUCCUGUAUUUGCUGCUAACCUUCCUCACAAUCCCCUUCCGUGGAGGCUUUUUUGGAUUCUGUUAUUUUCAGCAAUGACCUACAUUAUGCUUACAAGCCUUAAGGUUCUGAUUGGCAUGGUUCUUCAGAAGCAUGCCAGAUGGUAUGUCAACCACUGUCAAAGGAGGAAGCAUCAUCUUCAUGCAGAUUAACUUAAGAAGCAACUAAAUUAAUUCAGUCUGCUUUUAAGGGAUUCCUUUUCUUUUCCUGAAGAGCGCAUGUGGAAAGAUCAUGUGAUGAGGUGUUGACUCGGAAGUCAUC